Cynara cardunculus var. scolymus (artichoke) is the source of this 2046-nucleotide messenger RNA. RefSeq lists its product as uncharacterized. The coding region runs from base 914 to 1708 and encodes 264 amino acids. The record is from RefSeq and is a predicted model, not a curated record. The transcript has 3 exons. Lineage: Eukaryota; Viridiplantae; Streptophyta; Magnoliopsida; Asterales; Asteraceae.
UGUGUAUAUAUGUACGUCUAUCCCACCGUUUCUUAACGGACAACCAAACUGCUUAUGUCCAAUGGAUCUAUGAUUCCGGCGGUCUCGUCCAUGAUCAUCAUAUUGUGAUUCCUAGCAUGAGUGAGGAGAGAGAUUGAGACGAGGCAACUUUGAAGGACUCAAUUAGGCGUCAUGUCGAGGGCUUGGUUUUCCUGAAGAUCUCAAAUAGUUCCUUGUGCCUUAUUGUGUCAAUGGUUUAGUGGUAGGUACCACUUUAUUCACUACUAAUAGUACACUAUUGUUGCUCACAAAUGGAAGAUAUUGUAAAGCUUGUUUUCGAAAGUAAAUAUCAGCAGAAUCCAGUUAAGUUAAAUAUUUCUCGCAGCCUUAUUAUGAAUAAAUUGUAUUCCUGGAUCAUUGCUUGUCCCCUAACCAAUGUUGCUUAAGCAUCCACCAUACCAUGUCAAUAACUCAUUCUGGUGCAUUGGCCAAAUCCAAUUUUUCAUCCCAAUUAUAUUCAAGAUUAUUUCUUUUCCAACAAUUGAGCUGCUGCACACUGAUGUUCAUUGUUUAUGCCAUUGUUUUUUCUCCUUGCCUAACAUUAUAAAGCAACAUUAUUUUCACACUAAUGUUCAUAUUCAUUAUUGUCAAUGUAUUCUACUAGACCCUAAAGUUAGCUGGGACUGUUAUUUUCUUGGAUUGUAGCCGUUGAUCACCUAAUAACGAGCUAGGUAGGAGUAGAAGACACAGAAACUUCCAUAAAACACUGGGCUCUUUGUAUUUGCAAAUAGUGGUUCUGCUUCCUCCAUCUUUUCUUUGCUUGUACAUGGAAAAGAAGUAAGAGUUGCUGUUAGGCAUGGAUCUGAGCAUCUGCUGCUAUUGACUCUGUAGAAGGUGAAGAGAUUUUGCUUGUAACAAAGCUUUCUCAUUCAAUAUGUGGAGUUUUGCUUCAAAUGCCAUUGCGGGUACCUCUGGACUGAAGAAUGACUCUGCAAGACCAAAUCAAGCUUCUUCAGAUUACUCUGAUGAUGACGUCUCCGUAAAUAACAGCAGAGAGGAGGGUUUAGAGUGCCCCAUUUGCUGGGAAUCCUUUAAUAUUGUGGAGAAUGUGCCCUACGUAUUAUGGUGUGGCCACACGCUUUGUAAGAACUGUGUCCUUGGACUACAAUGGGCUGUUGUGAAACUGCCCACUCUUCCAAUUCAGCUCCCUUUUUUCAUAUCAUGCCCAUGGUGCAACUUGUUAUCAUUUCGGUUGGUUUAUAAAGGGAACCUCAAAUUUCCACGAAAGAACUACUUUCUCCUUUGGAUGGUUGAGAGCUUAAAUGGUGAUAGAGUCAAGUCCCAUUCUUCCUCUUGUGGUGACCAUCUGCCAGUACCUGCUUGGUCUUGGACUCGAGGUUUGAUCAGUAAUCAGCCUAGCCAUACUAAUAAUCUAGUGUGCCCACGUGUUCGCGAGUCUAAUCGCCAUGAUGAUUCUCGAUCUACCCAUCUGAAUACUGAAAGACUGCACUCAUCUCUCCGUAAGUCCUUAAUCUUCUUUGUUCACUUGACGGCCAAGUUCCCUCUGGUCUUCAUAUUUCUACUCAUUGUUUUAUAUGCCAUACCUGCAAGUGCAAUCAUCUUAGCUGUGUACAUCCUCAUCACAAUUCUAUUUGCUCUGCCAUCUUUUCUUGUUCUUUAUUUCGCAUACCCAAGUCUUGAUUGGCUGGUAAGAGAAAUCAUCACUUAAGGUUGCAUCUGGCUGUCUUCUUCUUCUCUUUCUUUUUUUCAAUUUGGGACUUCUUUAUAGCACUAUUUUGCAAUCUGCAAUCUGCAACUACAAGUAUGCCAUUUUUGGAACUUGUUGAAUCCUGGAAAAACUAGGGGUGGCAAGUAUCAUUUCUAGUAUAUUAGCCAUCAAGUGUCAUGUAGCUUCUAUAUGCCUGUAAAAAGAAGAGUCUGUACUCUCUACUUUAUGACACUGUGUAUAUUUUUUUCAAUAUGAUUGCUAAUUUAGUCAUCUUUUUGGUGGGAUUUUACUGUUUUUGUCCUUGUAUUCAGCUGAUUUAUGUGCAAUAUUCAGGUUUU